This is a messenger RNA of Myodes glareolus (Bank vole), 4688 nucleotides long. It is a transcript of the gene Fzd1, whose product is annotated as frizzled class receptor 1. The record is from RefSeq and is a predicted model, not a curated record. Lineage: Eukaryota; Metazoa; Chordata; Mammalia; Rodentia; Cricetidae. Gene Ontology annotation, biological process: non-canonical Wnt signaling pathway; canonical Wnt signaling pathway. Gene Ontology annotation, cellular component: plasma membrane. Gene Ontology annotation, molecular function: Wnt-protein binding; Wnt receptor activity.
ACUUCCUCCUCCUCCCUCCUGCAGCCGGUUCCAGCCAAGGCUGGGAGGGAAAGGGCUCCCUUUACGCUCGACAGCGGGUGCCGCGAUUGGGCGACGGUCCCUGAGCCUCCAGCUCCGUGUCGGUUUCAAGGCUCCUCCCUCUCCGUGAAAGACAGACUGCGGGGCGCCUGGAAACCGGUUGGAGGGCGCGCGAGGGAGAGGAGAGGCAGCGAGUUGAGGGAUUGACACAAAUGGUCAGGCGGCGGCCGAGGAGGAGGAGGCGGAGGCGCAGGGGGGACCCGAGGCGGCGGCGAGGCUGCCAAGAGUUGCCCGCUCCUCUCCCAGGCUGCGGCCACUAGCGCGGUGCCGCGGGCCGAGAGCCACCAGCCCGCCGCGGUCCGGGAAGCAGGGACGCGAUCCCGGAUCGCCGGGACCACUCGCGUUCUCCCUGCCGCCCGCGCUUCAUGAACCGCAAGUUUCUGCGGCGGCGGCGGCGGCUGCGGGACUCCGAGCAGGAUCUGGGCGAGCGGGUGGAGCGCGACCGCAGCCCGACGGAGGGCACAAGCAGGGACCAGCUCUCCCCGAAGACAGUAGGAGCCGCCACCCGCCGCGCUGCUGCCUGCCCCAGCCGACCGGCGCCGAGGAGGGAGCCGAAAAAGUAUGGCUGAGGAGGCGGCGCCUAGCGAGUCCCCGGCCUCGAGCCGGCCGAGCUGGGAACUUUGUGCCGGGGCUCUCCCGGACCAGCGGGAGGCGGUGGGGCUCGGGGACGCGACCGGCCAUCACCGUCCUCGGGCUGACCCCCGGCGCUGGGCGAGCGGGCUGCUGCUGCUGCUUUGGCUGCUGGAGGCUCCGCUGAUGUUGGGGGUCCGAGCGCAGGCGGCGGGCCAGGUACCCGGGCCGGGCCAGCAAGCCCCGCCGCCGCCCCAGCAGCAGCAGGGCGGGCAGCAGUACAACGGCGAACGGGGCAUCUCCAUCCCGGACCACGGCUAUUGCCAACCCAUAUCCAUUCCGCUGUGCACGGACAUCGCCUACAACCAGACCAUCAUGCCCAACCUGCUGGGCCACACGAACCAGGAGGACGCGGGCCUGGAGGUACAUCAGUUCUACCCGCUGGUGAAGGUGCAGUGCUCCGCCGAGCUCAAAUUCUUCCUGUGCUCCAUGUAUGCGCCGGUGUGCACGGUGCUGGAGCAGGCGCUGCCGCCCUGCCGCUCCCUCUGCGAGCGCGCGCGCCAGGGCUGCGAAGCGCUCAUGAAUAAGUUCGGCUUCCAGUGGCCAGACACGCUCAAGUGUGAGAAGUUCCCGGUGCACGGCGCAGGAGAGUUGUGCGUGGGCCAGAACACGUCCGACAAAGGUACCCCGACUCCCUCCUUGCUGCCGGAGUUCUGGACCAGCAAUCCGCAACACGGCGGCGGUGGUUACCGAGGUGGCUACCCGGGGGGCGCCGGCACGGUGGAGCGGGGCAAGUUCUCCUGCCCGCGCGCCCUCAGGGUACCCUCCUACCUCAACUAUCACUUUCUGGGGGAGAAGGACUGCGGCGCACCCUGCGAACCCACCAAGGUCUAUGGGCUCAUGUACUUCGGGCCGGAAGAGCUGCGCUUCUCGCGCACCUGGAUUGGCAUCUGGUCGGUGCUGUGCUGCGCCUCCACGCUCUUCACGGUGCUCACGUACCUAGUGGACAUGCGGCGCUUCAGCUACCCGGAACGGCCCAUCAUUUUCUUGUCCGGCUGUUACACAGCGGUGGCCGUGGCCUACAUCGCUGGUUUUCUGCUGGAGGACCGGGUGGUGUGUAACGACAAGUUUGCCGAGGACGGGGCGCGCACGGUCGCACAGGGCACUAAGAAGGAGGGCUGCACUAUCCUCUUUAUGAUGCUAUACUUCUUCAGCAUGGCCAGCUCCAUCUGGUGGGUGAUCCUGUCCCUCACCUGGUUCCUGGCAGCCGGCAUGAAGUGGGGCCACGAAGCCAUCGAGGCCAACUCGCAGUAUUUUCACCUAGCCGCCUGGGCUGUACCAGCCAUCAAAACUAUAACCAUCCUGGCGUUGGGCCAGGUGGACGGCGAUGUACUGAGCGGAGUGUGUUUUGUAGGACUUAACAACGUGGACGCGCUGCGUGGCUUUGUGCUGGCGCCGCUCUUCGUGUACCUGUUUAUCGGCACAUCUUUUCUCCUGGCCGGUUUCGUGUCACUCUUCCGCAUCCGCACCAUCAUGAAGCAUGACGGCACCAAGACCGAGAAGCUGGAGAAGCUCAUGGUGCGCAUCGGCGUCUUCAGCGUGCUCUACACGGUGCCGGCCACCAUCGUCAUUGCCUGCUACUUCUACGAGCAGGCCUUCCGGGACCAGUGGGAGCGCAGCUGGGUGGCCCAGAGCUGUAAGAGUUAUGCCAUCCCCUGCCCUCACCUCCAGGGGGGUGGAGGCGUCCCACCACAUCCGCCCAUGAGCCCCGACUUUACAGUCUUCAUGAUUAAGUAUCUCAUGACGCUGAUCGUGGGCAUCACAUCUGGCUUCUGGAUCUGGUCCGGCAAGACACUGAACUCUUGGAGGAAGUUCUACACGAGGCUGACCAACAGCAAACAGGGGGAGACUACCGUCUGAGACCUGAACUAUGCCUUCUUCCCCAGGUCUUGGUCGGAUCCUGCCCUCUCCUGAAAGCUGGCCCCAAGGAAUUCCCGGCAAGCCUGGCCACUCCAGGCUUCCUCGCAAGACACUCAACUUUUACAGGCUCCUUGCAACAAACAGAGCUCCUGCAAAAACUUCCAUCCCUGGGGUAAAGGAGAGAGGGCCCAACUGCCAGAGAGGGGUGUGUGUGUGUGGACCGAUCUCUCGAGUCCUAGCUCUGAUUCUGGGACUGUAUGCUUUUAUGAUUGUAAAUAGCCUGUGUAAGAUUUUUGUAAGUAUAUUUGUAUUUAAAGACUACCGAACACGCAAUUUUCUUUUCUUUAUAAAAAUGUUUAAUUAUUUAGGGACGUUUAAGCAUUUGAAGCUUUUCUCACUUGCCUUUUUCUGAAGACUGCAGAGGAGGUACAAUGGAGCACGCUUGCUGAGUGCCCUACCCUUGUGCCCAUCACAGUUGUGGGAGCGCGGGCCUGGCUCUCUAUGGCACUGAGGGCUGGGACAGGGGUGCCUCUCGAGGGUCAUUUUCCAUCGCUGCUUCCUUCAGCUUCUCUUUCCCCUCCUUGCUUGCGUGGGAACUCAAGGUGCAGAACUUCACAAAGUUUCCCCAUCCGGAGGUGGGUCCCGCCCAUUCUAGUUCCUCCCCCUUUUAGAGGCACAGUGUGGUGCCUUAGCCUUGCCCCUCUGACUUCCCAUGCUGAUUUUUGAGAACCACCUUUCAGUUUCAUAGAGGCCCACCCGGUGUUCACUGCCUGUUGACUCAGCCUCCCUCUUCCCUGGUGUCCCUCGCCUGGAUAUUCCCUCCUACCACCUAAACUGGUCAGAGAGUAAGUGUGGUAACUAAUGCCUAACUUUGGAAAGUCUGACUUUUUAUGGGUGGGCUCAUUUUUCCUCUUUAGUGUAAGAACCUGCUAUGGGUUUGGCCAUCAUUAUGGAAAGACGUGGCUAGUGAUUGUGGAAGAGCAGCAAGCUUUGUGUGGGUUGGAAGAAACUGAAGAGAGAGAUUAGAAAAUGUUAGUUCUAAUUGCAUUUUGAUGGUUGAUAACCUACUCCCGCCCCUCCCCCAUCCAAUCCCGUGAGGCUGCCUGCUUUUAGAUUUUACCCUUCUAUGAAAUGGAGACUUUGAGGUUGCCUGGAAAGCCUGGUGAGGAGUUGAUCUUUGUCUUCCUUAACAGGAUAGCAGAGCAUACACAGAUUAUGAAAAUUUAGGGAGAUCUCAGUGGAGUGGACUUCCUCAAAAUGAAAUGCUGUUUUCUGGUUUUAAUCAAAUUGUAAUUAGACUUGUAUCAACUGUACAACCGAGAAGUUGUACAGAAUCAACAUAUUACGAUUCCUCAGCCACUCAUUCUGAGGGAGGAGCCAUCCACAGCCCCAGGAAUAGCCUGACUUAUGUCCGAAGACAGAGGAGGUGGACGAGAGAAGCAAACACAACGUGGGCAUGCAUGCUGAAUCGGAAGUGUGUCCAUUCCUACUGCAUCCUAGCCCUCUGUGUGCUCCUGUGUGCAUUUACAGCAGUAUGUCGAGUGUAAAUCUCUCAAAGCCAUUUAGAGCAUUCACUUUAGUUCUCUCUGAAGAGGAGAAAAGCAAUCCUUCUGAAUGUAGUGUUUAAACUUUAAGAGUUUAUCAAAAACGCCGGCACAUGGGACCUAAAUUUAUCUGUCUGUUGUUCCCUAAACUGACAUUGGUUUUUGAAUUUGGUAUGCAUUUAUUCUGUCCAUUUAUCAUAAAACCAUUUAUAUUUAUAGAGGAAUAGAAGUUUAUAUAUAUAAAAUACCAUAUUUUUAAUUUCGCAAAUAAAAAAAUGAAAGUUUUGUAUGAAAUCACAUUGUUUUGUGCCUCAUAACAACAGACCAUUCUGAAGCAUCUUCUCAGUUUAUAAUUCAGCCUCGUAUCCAGCCCCACAAUGUCACAACCUCAAGAAUCUGAGAGAAAGUUUAAUACAGAGAAUGCCCAGCCUGCCUGCCUUCCGAGUGGCAUCCAUGAAGUCUCAUGCGAAGGCUGCUGUCUUGGCCGCAGAGAGUGGAAGGCUUCAAUGUUGUUUGGAAUAAUAAUAAUAAUAAUAUCAAACGAUACUAUUAUUAAAAGGUAACUCUCACUUUUAA